Messenger RNA from Leguminivora glycinivorella, 6612 nucleotides. RefSeq names its product nascent polypeptide-associated complex subunit alpha, muscle-specific form-like. Gene Ontology annotation, biological process: G protein-coupled receptor signaling pathway. The record is from RefSeq and is a predicted model, not a curated record. Gene Ontology annotation, molecular function: guanyl-nucleotide exchange factor activity; G protein-coupled receptor binding. Bases 310 to 6612 code for a protein of 2100 amino acids. The transcript has 14 exons. Lineage: Eukaryota; Metazoa; Arthropoda; Insecta; Lepidoptera; Tortricidae. Gene Ontology annotation, cellular component: cytoplasm.
CUAGACGAGCAAUCUGUUUGUUUAUUGGUCGAAAGGUGGCCUUCUUUCUUCAAUAGCAAAAUGGCCGAAUUUCGUAGGAGCACGAUAGACGUCCCGGAAUGUGUGUGUGCAUAAACGUGGAAUAAUCAUUGUUGUAAAUAAACUAAAGUGCUAGUGCCGUCCUUUUAGUGUCAGUGAAUGCUGUGUUACCCAGUGCCUACGUAGUGAUCUAGUUUUUAACAGGGUGUUUUAUCAGUGUUUUGUGUCUUGUUUUCCCGAGUAACAUCGGCCUGACAUCUGUUUUGGAUUUAUGUUGACUUCAUAACGGUGAUGCUGGGCGGGGCAGGGUCGCCGGGCGGCGAGGAGCUGCUCACUGUCACCGUCGUCCGCGAUGAGCACGGAUAUGGCAUGAAAGUGUCCGGCGACAACCCAGUAUACGUGCAGUCGGUGAAGGAGCACGGGGCCGCAUGGCGCGCCGGGCUGCGGGCGGGCGACCGCAUCCUGCGGGUGGACGGCGUGCCUGUUCACCACCACACGCACCAGCAGGUCGUCAUGAUGAUACGAGCCAACCCCACAGCCGUUCUGACGGUCCACCAGAACACGUCUCGCCACAAGACGCCUAUCACCGCACCCCUGCCUGUCAAUCCGGAGAAACAGAGGCAGCUGGAGGUGUCCAAAGUGCACACGAUGCGGCUGAUGCUGGAGCAAGAGCAGAAAUACAUCCGUGAGCUACGCAACGAGCUCUCCAAAGUGCCUGACGUGAGAAAGCAGGCGCAACUGGAGUCGUCUGAACAGCGUUGCGCCACGCUCCAGCACGAGAUUGAUUCCAUCACCGCCGGCCAUCCCCCACAGCCCAUCGAUCCUCCGGCCACCCCGCGCCUCUCCCGGACCAAGACGAACUUGGACAAGCCAGCCGGCUCCCCACCACCCACCAGCUUCUUAAGCGGACUACCCAGAUCCUUAAGCAACUUAACCGGACAAAGCUUAAGGAAUUUGCGGACUAGACAGAAUAAUAAACAAGAGAAUGCUCCACCAUUAGUCCGACAGAACUCCGAUGAGACCAAUAAGCGAAGACACGUCCAUAACAACACAGUCCCAAUGGUACCAACGACAUGCCUGGACAACACUCCCCCUCCUUUACCACCAAGGUCUAUCGAGCGUCCAAAAAGAAGUCCCCUGUCACCAAACAUGACACCGGUGAAUCCUCUAGCGAAACCAAAACCUAGCUCAUCGUCACCAGCUCACAAAUAUUACAAGCGGGACAGAGGGUCCCCUAUGCAUCAAUCCAUGCCGUCAUAUGAAUCCCAGAAGCUAAGAAUGUCUUCACACUCAUUGGAUGGAGAGUUAGACGGGCCGCAGCCGAACUCUAUAGCGAUGCAGAUGAGUUACCCGCUGGUCAAUGUGCCUCCGCCGCCAUUACAGACGGACGAUAGAACAGGCUUGCCCGUUCUCCAUGUUAGGAGCCAAUCGUCGCCUGAGCAUUUAGACCAUGGACUUCCUAGAUCGGGCUGGGCGCGGGCCCCGGGCACGCCGCCGCCCGGCACGCCGCCGCCGCCCUACGCGCACAACACGCAGCCCUGCGCCGACCCGCAGCGCGCCAUCAUCUCCAUGGAGGAGGACGACUCGCCCGCCUGCGUGAGUACCGCACCGACGUCGACUCUUCAUAUCCACUGUAUUGCAGCGGGCUGGGUACGCGGCGCAGGCCCGGGCCCGGGCACGCCGCCGCCCUACGCGCACAACACGCAGCCCUGCGCCGACCCGCAGCGCGCCAUCAUCUCCAUGGAGGAGGACGACUCGCCCGCCUGCGUGAGUACCGCACCGACGUCGACUCUUCAUAUCCACUGUAUUGCAGCGGGCUGGGUACGCGGCGCAGGCCCGGGCCCGGGCACGCCGCCGCCCUACGCGCACAACACGCAGCCCUGCGCCGACCCGCAGCGCGCCAUCAUCUCCAUGGAGGAGGACGACUCGCCCGCCUGCGUGAGUACCGCACCGACGUCGACUCUUCAUAUCCACUGUAUUGCAGCGGGCUGGGUACGCGGCGCAGGCCCGGGCCCGGGCACGCCGCCGCCCUACGCGCACAACACGCAGCCCUGCGCCGACCCGCAGCGCGCCAUCAUCUCCAUGGAGGAGGACGACUCGCCCGCCUGCGUGAGUACCGCACCGACGUCGACUCUUCAUAUCCACUGUAUUGCAGCGGGCUGGGUACGCGGCGCAGGCCCGGGCCCGGGCACGCCGCCGCCCUACGCGCACAACACGCAGCCCUGCGCCGACCCGCAGCGCGCCAUCAUCUCCAUGGAGGAGGACGACUCGCCCGCCUGCGUGAGUACCGCACCGACGUCGACUCUUCAUAUCCACUGUAUUGCAGCGGGCUGGGUACGCGGCGCAGGCCCGGGCCCGGGCACGCCGCCGCCCUACGCGCACAACACGCAGCCCUGCGCCGACCCGCAGCGCGCCAUCAUCUCCAUGGAGGAGGACGACUCGCCCGCCUGCGUGAGUACCGCACCGACGUCGACUCUUCAUAUCCACUGUAUUGCAGCGGGCUGGGUACGCGGCGCAGGCCCGGGCCCGGGCACGCCGCCGCCCUACGCGCACAACACGCAGCCCUGCGCCGACCCGCAGCGCGCCAUCAUCUCCAUGGAGGAGGACGACUCGCCCGCCUGCGUGAGUACCGCACCGACGUCGACUCUUCAUAUCCACUGUAUUGCAGCGGGCUGGGUACGCGGCGCAGGCCCGGGCCCGGGCACGCCGCCGCCCUACGCGCACAACACGCAGCCCUGCGCCGACCCGCAGCGCGCCAUCAUCUCCAUGGAGGAGGACGACUCGCCCGCCUGCGUGAGUACCGCACCGACGUCGACUCUUCAUAUCCACUGUAUUGCAGCGGGCUGGGUACGCGGCGCAGGCCCGGGCCCGGGCACGCCGCCGCCCUACGCGCACAACACGCAGCCCUGCGCCGACCCGCAGCGCGCCAUCAUCUCCAUGGAGGAGGACGACUCGCCCGCCUGCGUGAGUACCGCACCGACGUCGACUCUUCAUAUCCACUGUAUUGCAGCGGGCUGGGUACGCGGCGCAGGCCCGGGCCCGGGCACGCCGCCGCCCUACGCGCACAACACGCAGCCCUGCGCCGACCCGCAGCGCGCCAUCAUCUCCAUGGAGGAGGACGACUCGCCCGCCUGCGUGAGUACCGCACCGACGUCGACUCUUCAUAUCCACUGUAUUGCAGCGGGCUGGGUACGCGGCGCAGGCCCGGGCCCGGGCACGCCGCCGCCCUACGCGCACAACACGCAGCCCUGCGCCGACCCGCAGCGCGCCAUCAUCUCCAUGGAGGAGGACGACUCGCCCGCCUGCGUGAGUACCGCACCGACGUCGACUCUUCAUAUCCACUGUAUUGCAGCGGGCUGGGUACGCGGCGCAGGCCCGGGCCCGGGCACGCCGCCGCCCUACGCGCACAACACGCAGCCCUGCGCCGACCCGCAGCGCGCCAUCAUCUCCAUGGAGGAGGACGACUCGCCCGCCUGCGUGAGUACCGCACCGACGUCGACUCUUCAUAUCCACUGUAUUGCAGCGGGCUGGGUACGCGGCGCAGGCCCGGGCCCGGGCACGCCGCCGCCCUACGCGCACAACACGCAGCCCUGCGCCGACCCGCAGCGCGCCAUCAUCUCCAUGGAGGAGGACGACUCGCCCGCCUGCGUGAGUACCGCACCGACGUCGACUCUUCAUAUCCACUGUAUUGCAGCGGGCUGGGUACGCGGCGCAGGCCCGGGCCCGGGCACGCCGCCGCCCUACGCGCACAACACGCAGCCCUGCGCCGACCCGCAGCGCGCCAUCAUCUCCAUGGAGGAGGACGACUCGCCCGCCUGCGUGAGUACCGCACCGACGUCGACUCUUCAUAUCCACUGUAUUGCAGCGGGCUGGGUACGCGGCGCAGGCCCGGGCCCGGGCACGCCGCCGCCCUACGCGCACAACACGCAGCCCUGCGCCGACCCGCAGCGCGCCAUCAUCUCCAUGGAGGAGGACGACUCGCCCGCCUGCGUGAGUACCGCACCGACGUCGACUCUUCAUAUCCACUGUAUUGCAGCGGGCUGGGUACGCGGCGCAGGCCCGGGCCCGGGCACGCCGCCGCCCUACGCGCACAACACGCAGCCCUGCGCCGACCCGCAGCGCGCCAUCAUCUCCAUGGAGGAGGACGACUCGCCCGCCUGCGUGAGUACCGCACCGACGUCGACUCUUCAUAUCCACUGUAUUGCAGCGGGCUGGGUACGCGGCGCAGGCCCGGGCCCGGGCACGCCGCCGCCCUACGCGCACAACACGCAGCCCUGCGCCGACCCGCAGCGCGCCAUCAUCUCCAUGGAGGAGGACGACUCGCCCGCCUGCGUGAGUACCGCACCGACGUCGACUCUUCAUAUCCACUGUAUUGCAGCGGGCUGGGUACGCGGCGCAGGCCCGGGCCCGGGCACGCCGCCGCCCUACGCGCACAACACGCAGCCCUGCGCCGACCCGCAGCGCGCCAUCAUCUCCAUGGAGGAGGACGACUCGCCCGCCUGCGUGAGUACCGCACCGACGUCGACUCUUCAUAUCCACUGUAUUGCAGCGGGCUGGGUACGCGGCGCAGGCCCGGGCCCGGGCACGCCGCCGCCCUACGCGCACAACACGCAGCCCUGCGCCGACCCGCAGCGCGCCAUCAUCUCCAUGGAGGAGGACGACUCGCCCGCCUGCGUGAGUACCGCACCGACGUCGACUCUUCAUAUCCACUGUAUUGCAGCGGGCUGGGUACGCGGCGCAGGCCCGGGCCCGGGCACGCCGCCGCCCUACGCGCACAACACGCAGCCCUGCGCCGACCCGCAGCGCGCCAUCAUCUCCAUGGAGGAGGACGACUCGCCCGCCUGCGUGAGUACCGCACCGACGUCGACUCUUCAUAUCCACUGUAUUGCAGCGGGCUGGGUACGCGGCGCAGGCCCGGGCCCGGGCACGCCGCCGCCCUACGCGCACAACACGCAGCCCUGCGCCGACCCGCAGCGCGCCAUCAUCUCCAUGGAGGAGGACGACUCGCCCGCCUGCGUGAGUACCGCACCGACGUCGACUCUUCAUAUCCACUGUAUUGCAGCGGGCUGGGUACGCGGCGCAGGCCCGGGCCCGGGCACGCCGCCGCCCUACGCGCACAACACGCAGCCCUGCGCCGACCCGCAGCGCGCCAUCAUCUCCAUGGAGGAGGACGACUCGCCCGCCUGCGUGAGUACCGCACCGACGUCGACUCUUCAUAUCCACUGUAUUGCAGCGGGCUGGGUACGCGGCGCAGGCCCGGGCCCGGGCACGCCGCCGCCCUACGCGCACAACACGCAGCCCUGCGCCGACCCGCAGCGCGCCAUCAUCUCCAUGGAGGAGGACGACUCGCCCGCCUGCGUGAGUACCGCACCGACGUCGACUCUUCAUAUCCACUGUAUUGCAGCGGGCUGGGUACGCGGCGCAGGCCCGGGCCCGGGCACGCCGCCGCCCUACGCGCACAACACGCAGCCCUGCGCCGACCCGCAGCGCGCCAUCAUCUCCAUGGAGGAGGACGACUCGCCCGCCUGCGUGAGUACCGCACCGACGUCGACUCUUCAUAUCCACUGUAUUGCAGCGGGCUGGCGCGCCAUCAUCUCCAUGGAGGAGGACGACUCGCCCGCCUGCGUGAGUACCGCACCGACGUCGACUCUUCAUAUCCACUGUAUUGCAGCGGGCUGGGUACGCGGCGCAGGCCCGGGCCCGGGCACGCCGCCGCCCUACGCGCACAACACGCAGCCCUGCGCCGACCCGCAGCGCGCCAUCAUCUCCAUGGAGGAGGACGACUCGCCCGCCUGCGUGAGUACCGCACCGACGUCGACUCUUCAUAUCCACUGUAUUGCAGCGGGCUGGGUACGCGGCGCAGGCCCGGGCCCGGGCACGCCGCCGCCCUACGCGCACAACACGCAGCCCUGCGCCGACCCGCAGCGCGCCAUCAUCUCCAUGGAGGAGGACGACUCGCCCGCCUGCGAAACAUCAAAUCCUGGACUGUUCUCGAAUCUUCGAACAGUGUUAGAUUCCAAAGCACGCACGGCCGUCUUGCUCAACUGGCUUUUAGGAGAGAGAAGAUGUGCCUGUGCGACCCUCCUCCUCCUCAUAACCGACGGUUACCGGACUGCCCAAGGGGUUCCCACUUCUACCCUCCGCCGUUGGGCCUAUGAAAUACAAUCAACCUUCUUAGCCCCGGCGGCUGUGUUGAGACCUCCUACCAUAGACCCGCAGGCGGUUAAGGAGGUCGAGGAUGUUCUCCAUGAUGAUUACGAUAAAGAAGAAAUACUCCGUACGGUCUUCCGAAAAGCGCGACAGAAGGCCAAAGAAGAGAUGGCUCAGCAACUCAACGAGUUUCAAGUGAAGAGACAAGUCGGUUUGGGAGGUCUAUACGGACCGGAUGACGCUCAGAUCGAGAGAUGCGUCGUUGAUAAAGCUCAGGAGCAAGUGAUAGUGGAGCGGCUGCUGGUGCAGUGCCUCUCCGGAGUCGCCAGCGCGGGCGCGGGCAGCGCGGGCGCCGCGGCGGGCGGCUGCGGCGCGCGCGCCGAGGGCCGCGCCGCCUUGCUCGCCGCUCUACAAGCCGCCGCCUUGUAUCUGCAAUGCAGGUGA